UCGCUAGUUCAGGCGCUGUCGCAGUCUGCCUUUCUUGCCGUGGUGCGCCGGGCAGCGGUCCGCCGCCGGUAACGAUUAAGCCUGCUCGCGAAGUUUGGUGGCCGCCGAUUGCGAACGUGCUCAACGUGUUCAUUGAGCGUGCGCCCCGUGAACGUCUUGCGCGCGGAUUCAUAUUAGACAUGCCAGGAAAAAAGCAUAAGGUUAAGGGGAAGACCCUCAACCUAAAUGACUUUUUGGGUGGCGAUCAGGAAGCACCGUCGGGAUAUGCCGUGGUCAACACUCGUCGUAUCAACUGGGCGGACACCAUGGAAAAUGAAGCCGUCGACGUAGAGAAGUUCACCAUCGACUACAAGAGGGACGAAAAGAUCAUCCUCCCGACUGCUCCAAAGGCUGCCCGAGGCCCGGACGUGGACUUGUCCAGGGUUCCAAACCGGCCACCCUACACGGUCUACCUGGGCAACCUUCCCUACGACGUCUGUGACGAAGACGUCAUCAAAUUUUUCCGCGGCUUGAAGGUGUCGUCUGUGCGUCUGCCUAGAGAAAGUGGCGACAAGGGUCGUAUGCGUGGCUUUGGCUAUGCUGAGUUCCCGGACCGUAGCACCCUCUUGGAGGCCCUGGGUUACAACAAUGAGAACCUGAAGGGCCGGUCCUUAAAAGUGAGCCUAGCCGAGGAACAUGACAACGAAGGCCGUGAGCGCGGAAACCGUGACAUCGGCCGAAGCGACCGAUCGUUAGGCGGUGAUUGGCGAUCGAUGUCGAGGGACGACGGGGAAGAGGACCGGAGAGAGUCCUCCUUUGGUGGUAGCCGAGGAUUUGACGAUGAUGGCGGCUACCGUCGGCCUGGAUUCGGGGGGGGCUUUGACCGAGACGGGGACCGUGACCGGUACUCGAGAGACCGACCUCGUGGGUUCGGAGACCGCGACCAAGGCUUCGACCGCGGCUUCGAGCGCAGGAGUGGGCUCGGCGGCUACGACAGGCCACGGGACAGAGACUUCGACAGGGAUCGAGGAUUUGGUAGUGGCAGGCGAGAGUAUGGCAGCAGCUACAGGGAUGACCGCAGUGGCCCCGAUGACCGGGACGACCGGGAACAACAGGACUCUGGGCCGCGGGAACGCAAGAAGCUGCAGCUCAAGCCUCGCUCUGUGCCCGUGGAGGCUAACAAAGAGGAGCCUGUUGCCGCUGCCGCUGCUGCACCCCAGGCCCCACAGCCUGCACCUAAGGCCUCCUCGUCCAUCUUCGGCGGAGCACGGCCCGUGGACACGGCUGCCCGAGAGCGUGAGAUCGAAGCACGGCUCGCUCGGCAGCGGGAGGAAGAAGAGCGCCGGCAGAUCCGGGACCGGGAGCCAUUUCAAGACAGUCGCAAGGAUGACCGUGUGAGGCGCUCUAGUGUCGGCUCGGGGUCGGGGCGAUCGCGGCGCUCCUCGGAGUCCGGUAGGGACUCCCAUGACGACGGGGGACGGCAACCACUGUCGCGGCAGUAUAGCAACGACAGCGACCAACAUUCACAAAGUAGCAGGCACGGCUCUCAAGGCUACGAUGCACCAGUUCGAGGUGAAGCGGGAGAUCCUGCCAAGCGGCCGGCUGACCGCAUCCGGCGUCCGGACUCUGGUGGUAGUGGGCCAAGAGACGGGCCCCCCAGCCGUAAUGGCGGCGACAGGCCACUCUCGAAACAAGACCUCACUUCUGGCAACAAGAGUGAUGACGGCAAAGAAGUGGUGUACACAAGCAGGAACAUCUACGCACAUCUGCAGCAAGAAGAUGGAGACGAAGUCUCUGAGUAAAAAGCUGACUGUGACGUCAACGAUGAUGCCUGUGCACCCUCUUCUUCUCCACGGCCCCAGCGUCGUUGGUUUAGUGACUCUUGCUGAAGAAGUGCCCCCCUCCUCCUCCUCUCCUUUUGCUCUCCCUCUCACCUUGCAUCUUCUUUCAUGCCUGGCUGCAUUUUUUUUUUCUCUUCUUUCCUUUUACAAUCAACCUUCAUGCGCAAGCACUUCUAGAUUUUUUUUUUUUCUCUAUUGACUGCCUAAAAAUAGCUUUUUUUCUUUCCUGUCUUGUAGAAACUUUCCUUCCACAAUUGACAUUGCUCUAAUGCAUGUUUAGGUUUAUUUAGUUCUUGUGCGUGCCAUGGGACAUCUUGCUGCAGCCUGUGGGAGCUCGCUUCCAUCCCGAAAGAAAUAUAUAUAUAUAUACAUAUAUAUAUAUAUUAAUAAAAGGCAGCACAUGGCGUACGGACGCAGCCAAAAUUUCAAAAGGUCAUUUUUAUUGACAGUAUAUACACGGCUGCUUCAUUUUCCCAGGUAUUGUAAGCCAAGUUAAAUUUGUAUUUAUUACCCUCCGUUGCAUCGGUAUUCAGCAACUUGCGUGUACCACUGGUGUGCAUAAGAGAAGUGGCUGUCCUUGGGACUGUUGAACUGUUCUUGGCCUUUUUUUGGCAGGCUGUAAAUAUACAAUCAGGUUUGUAUAUUUUUUUUCUUCCCCUUCUCGUAAGUCGGCCUUCGUUUACCAUAGGUGCUCUGUUGGCUGCCUAGUUGACCUUUAAACUCCAGCACUUUGCUGUAGCUCUAAAGUGUGUAGCGAUAGCCACGUCGGACUCUUGCAUGCUGCCGAUCAAAAAAACCAGACGCUAGUGGCUGACCGUCUUGUCCCUGAAACAUAGUGGUCUUUUUAAAUAGCAAAAUGGACUGCGAUAACUUUUUUUUUGCCUGCUUGUGCACUGUUGUGUACGACAUAAUGCACAUACUCGUGAGACAUGUACAUACCUAAGUAGUUUUUCGUUUAUUUUGCUUGCAAUUGUGGUUGCAGGAAUGCGUGACAUCAAGGAUAUUUUUUUUUUUUCGAAAGCCUUCUGCUGUCAAUGCAGCAUCUCGGGCCUUGGUUUUGCCUUCGGGCCAGUGUCACGAGAGGUUGGUAACCUUUUUCUAGGAAAAAGGUUGCAAGAUGAAAAAAAAAAAAAAAGCUACUGAAGGUUUGUAGUUGUCUGGUAGAGAGCAGUGUACAUAACUUUUUAAUUGAAAGAAUGAUCACUUCUUAAUGUAAUGUUUUGCUUGUUGCUGCAGCGUGUAUUCGCGAGAUGCAGACUUCUUUGGUACAACAAAGAGUAUGCUUGCUUUUUUCCUUCCCUCUUCAUCGGCUGGGUUGAGGAAAUAAAAGUAAAUGCUAUGCUUGUGGAA
Dermacentor silvarum is the source of this 3170-nucleotide messenger RNA. It is a transcript of the gene eIF4B, whose product is annotated as eukaryotic translation initiation factor 4B. Bases 180 to 1781 code for a protein of 533 amino acids. The transcript has 13 exons. Gene Ontology annotation, molecular function: RNA binding. NCBI's taxonomy places the organism in Eukaryota, Metazoa, Arthropoda, Arachnida, Ixodida, Ixodidae. The record is from RefSeq and is a predicted model, not a curated record.